CUGGGAGCGGAGGGAUACCGUGUUUCGCCACGGAGCUGAAGAUCGACUGUUUACGGGUGGAGACUGCAAGGAAUUUAAAUCCCCCCCGGGUUGUUACGCUACACGUUAAAGACGAAAUAACAGUGGUAGUUGAUGCGUUUCUUUGGAUUAUUCAGUUCAGUUUAAUGUAGUACAUGUGAGCUCGAUAGGCCGUCGGUGUUAGAGUUUUCCAGGGGGUUGUUUUCGCUGUCAGUGGAUGGCCAUGGCGGUGGAGACGCGACCGGAGCUGGUUGGGAAGCGGUUCCUGUGUGUCGGUGGAGACGAGCCGCUGGAUCUCCGGGAUAUCGGCCGCUGGGGCUGGCGAGCUGGGGUCAUCCGAGCCGUUACUCACCGGGACAACAACCAUUCAGAGUUGACGGUGUACGUGGAGUUUGAUGACCUGGAGUGGGAGAAGCGUGAGUGGGUGAAAGUGUACGAGGACUUCCAGGUGUUCCUUCUGGAGCAGCAGCUGGUAUGGGCCAAGAGGAGAGAGGGCACCCUGCUGGUGGAGAACCCCCAGGGGACUAAAGACAAGCACAUCCAGUGGCCAGCUCUGACGUUCAGACCUCUGGUGGGGAAGGCUACUCUGGGUUCCAUCACGGCUGUAGAGUUCUUCUCUGACAGACAACUGGACUUCCUGUCUGACCACGGAGCAUACCAGCCCUACCAGGAGGAAGUGGAUAGUUUGAGUCCUGUUCUCAGGGACAACCCUCAGCUUCAUGAAGAGGUCAGGUUCUGGCUCAAAGAUCAAAAGGUUCAGGACAUUUUUUUGCAAGGUCCGUAUUCAUUAAAUGGUUACCGAGUUCGUGUUUACAGACAAGACUCGGCCACUCAGUGGUUCACAGGGAUCAUCACACAUCAUGACCUCUUCAGCCGUAAUAUGGUUGUGAUGAAUGACCAGGUUCUAGAGCCCCAGAAUGUUGACCCCUCUAUGAUCCAGAUGACCUUUCUGGACGAUGUGGUCCACUCUCUGCUGAAAGGAGAGAACAUUGGUAUCCAGUCCCGACGCAGGUCCCGUUCCAACCAGAACAACUCUGCCCACGAACCAGAUCUCUCUGUGCCGCCAUGUUGUUAUCCAAUUCGUCAACAGACAGCAGGAGGGAGACCCACCGGCACCACAGGAAGAGAGCAGGGUCACUACACCCGCGCCCAAGCCAACAGCCCCAGACCAGUCAUGAACUCCUCUGGCGGGGCGGUGAAGCAGGGGUCAGGGGUCACCACCCAGCAGGGUCAAGGUCAGGGCGGGUCCCAGAGCCAGCAGGCCCCAGCGCAGCACUCCCCUUGCCAGGAACAGACGCAGCACCGCGGACCUGGCUUCUCCAGGAGGAAGGGAUCUGACAGCAGUGUCCCUGAUGAUGACUUCAAGGGAGACAACGUGGACUGUAACGAGAGAGCAGGGAGAGGAGGUGAGGAUGAUGGUGAAGAUAGAACAAGAGACUUCUUUAAAAGUACGAGCAGCAAGCAGGUGGCUGUGAACAAGCGGAGGAAAGCGGAGGAGGAAGAGGAGAAGAAAUCAGGUUUGAAAAGACUGAGAAACGAGACUACAGUGAGGUCUGACUUCUCUGAGAGCAGUGACUCUGAGAUGUCUACCAAGAGAACCAGGACGGCAGACUCCUCCUCUUCCUCAGAGCAGAACUCAGAGGAGGAGCUAAAAGGAGAGACCGGCCAGGAGGGGCACAAGACCCAGGGUUCUAAGACUGGGAAGGAGUCUGCUCUGACAGGCAGUCUCUCCCCCUGGGGUGAGGAGCUUCAGAAGGCGGAGUUUCAGCAGUCAUCAGCCGACAGGGAGCAGAGGUCAUCCCUGCGACAACCUCAACGACAGGGAGAACGGUCUCCACUGCAACAGCAGCAGGCCCCUCCCCUGUCCUCCUCCUCCCAGGGCUCUGCCCCCUCUGAGGGCCAAGGGGAGUGCAUCAUGGAGAACAACAGCACUAUGAAAUCCCAGACCCAUCCCCAGUCCAAGGACCAGUACACCAGCGCUGAGGUGGUCUCCAGGACCCAGACUCCCUCUCAGUAUAUAAUCGACAUCACAGCAGAGGACGCUAACGCACACAUGGCCUCCCGGGAGAACUCUGAGGCCGUCUCGGCCCUGCUGGCCUCCCAGAAUCCAUCUGAGCCCUCCUACCUCUCUGAGCCCAGCAGACAUUUGGUGCUGAACCCCUCUGUGGCCCCUCCCUCUCCCCUUCGGAAGAGCCCCUCGGAGUGUGACCUUAGGAACCAGACUCCCUCAGUGUCAGAGUGUGACCUUAGGAACCAGAUUCCCUUAGUGUCAGAGUGUGACAUUAGGAACCAGACUCCCUUAGUGUUAGAGUGUGACCUUAGGAACCAGACUCCCUUAGUGUUAGAGUGUGACCUUAGGAACCAGACUCCCUUAGUGUUAGAGUGUGACCUUAGGAACCAGACUCCCUCAGUGUCAGAGUGUGACCUUAGGAACCAGACUCCCUCAGUGUCAGAGUGUGACCUUAGGAACCAGACUCCCUCAGUGUCAGAGUGUGACCUUAGGAACCAGACUCCCUCAGUGUCAGAGUGUGACCUUAGGAACCAGACUCCCUCAGUGUCAGAGUGUGACCUUAGGAACCAGACUCCCUCAGUGUGUAGGAAGCCGGAGGUAAAGCAUGACAUAGCUGGCAGCCUGGGCAGUAAGAUGGGGUUAGUCCAUUCAGCGGUGAUCAGACCUAUAGCAUCAGUCAGUGAGUCUGCUGCUGUAGUAGAGAGAGAGAAGCAGCUAUAUUCCUCCAUGCUGCCCUGCAUUAAGAACGCCUCAUUGGCCGACGAGGCCAGGAAGUCGUACAAGCUAAGCCCCUCCCCUGAUGUCCCCAAGCCCCUCCCCUCCCCAGAGGCCCUGAAGCCAAAGCCCCUCUGCUCCCCUGACAUCGUCAAGUCUAAAACACAGAGUGUUCUGGAGACUUGUUCUAAACCCAAACCCCUCACCUCCCCAGAGGUGUCCAAGCAUAAAGGCCGUUACCCGGACAACACCCCUCGCUCCAGCUUUAAGCCCGUCCUGGCCCGAGGGACUGAGUCGCCAGGAUCUUGCACUAAGAGUCCGCUAAUCAUCGAUAAGAACGAGCAUUUCACCGUGUACCGGGACCCUGCGCUUGUCCGUCCCAACCAGGAGACCAACCACGUGUCCUAUCUGCACCCCCAGCUCCACCCCCUCCAUGCCUCCUGCCUCACCCCCUCUUCCACUCACCACCUCCUCUCCGGGGUGCUCUCUGGCCUGCCUCCAGGCCCCUUGCUGGGGGGUCAUCCCCGACUAGACUCCUCGGGGCUGGGGCACCUGGGACUAGCUCAUCACCACCCUGUCUCUCAGCCCCAGACACACAGCCACACCUCAGCCUCAUACAACCAGCUGGGGCUGUAUCCAAUCAUCUGGCAGUACCCCAAUGAGACCCACUCCUAUCCCCCAAGACUCAACCUGCCCGGGUCCAAGUGGGUGCACCCUGAAAACCCUGUCAGUUCUGAGACCAACAUGAGGAGGAACACGGCCAGCCCUUGGCUACACCACCAGGUCCCUGUCUCCUCCUCUGACAGCCUGGACCAACUGAGCCACGUCCCGGUCCCCAUCCGACCAGCCAGCGCCGACCCUCACCGGUCCGACCCCCAUCCCCACCGUUCAGAACCACACCGCUCGGACCCCCACCGGCUCAUCAAGAUCAACCCCCACGCCAGCCCCCCUCUGCCACCGGCCAAGACCGCUGGAGAUCUUCACAGGGAGGAUUUGAAGGGUUUUGUGGAUCCCAUCAGAACCAUCACUCUGGCCCACCUGAAGCAGGAGCAGGACCGCAGCAGAACCCCGACCGGGAAGGACAGUCACCUGCACCAGCUCUACCUGGAGGCCUAUAAUAAACAACAGCAGCAGAGGAUGGCCCAGCAGCAACAACAGGAAGCAGGGCAGAGGGACCGGGCCAGUAAGUAUAAGGAGGAGAACAGACGGAUCCUCCAGGAGAGCAUUGAGGUGGCCCCCUUCACCGCUAAGAUCCGCUCCAGUGAGACCGACAGGGAGCCUAACCCCUACCCCCGGAUCCCCUCGCUCCCCUCCCAGCCCCACCCCUACCCCCGGAUUUCCUCGCUCCCCUCCCUGCCCCACCCCCAGCGCCCCCACCAGGAGAAGGAAACGGAGCCCCCUGCUGUAGACCUGUAUCAGUUUAAACAGCAAUCCCAGCACAGUCUCCCCCCCAGUAACUACUUCACUACCCUGUCCAACAGUGUGGUCAACGAGCCACCGCGUCUCUACCCCUCUAAAGAGCUCAACUCAUACUUUGACAAGGUGAGCAGGGAGCAGGAGUCUGCAGCAGCCUCUAGUCUCUCUCAUGGAGGAGGGGCAGCGUUCAGCUCCAAGUCCCUGUCCAAACCCCCUCCUCUCAUCAAACACCAGGCUGAUGGGGAGGGUCUGCUAGGGAAGAUAUCAGAGCAGCUGAACCAGCAGGUAAGCCUAUCCAACAUGCAGAGGUAUCGUCUCAGUACCAUAGUCAGCCCUGUUAGUCCAGACCUCUCGCCUUCCUCCAGUCAGAGCCAGACCCGAACCCACUGCCAGACCCAGAGUCAGACCCGAACCCACUGUCAGACCCAGAGCCAGACCCGAACCCACUGUCAGACCCAGAGCCAGACCCGAACCCACUGUCAGACCCAAGCCCAACUAAGGUGUAUGCCAGCACUGCACCGUGCCCCCGUGUUCCACCCUCCUAUCCAGCAGACACUGGACAGGAAGGAGGUGGGCUACGGCCGUUUGUCUCCACCCACCCUGACCCCCAUCCAGCCAGUCAGCUCGGCCGGUAAGGUGUCUGAGCAACAGAAACCGCCCACCCUUCUGCCCGAGCUACGGGAGGUCAGCGCCGUGUGUAAGGGCGGGGCAGCGAUGAACUCAUCCGAGGUGUGGCGAGCCGGCGACUCUCAGAGCCACGACAAGCUGGGAUGGCAUUCUGAGAGGAGCCCCGGCAGGAAGCCUGGGGCCACCACGGCGUCUGUUAUCGUCCGUCCCUCUACGUGUAUAAAGUACGACGGCUCGCCAGGCGCCAAGACCUCUUCCUCGGCCAAGGACUCUCUGACGGGGAGGAUGUUCCCAGGCGGCAGGCCUCAGACAGUCUGUCUGAAACUGGCCUAUGAGAGAGACAGGGAGUCUGGAGGGAAGGUGAUCCUGCCAAACACUAACUUGGAGGAGGCUGUUUGCGUGCAGCAGUACAAUAACUUUAUGAGAGUGUCCCAGUCUCAGGGAACCUUUCCAGUCUCCGUCUCGGCUGCUGCCAACUCUGUGUGCAAUAGGAGUAGUGAUGUGACUAGGGCAGUCUCCAACAUGGCUCCCUACGGUGGGUUGAGUAGAAGACAAGAGAGAACCUACUGUGGGCCCAACACCUCCAGCGCUAGCAGGACAGAGAGCUGUGGCCCUCGGGGCAGGGCCUUCCACUCAGGGCCUGGGUUAGAACCAAGGGCCGAGCUCCAGCAACAGGAGGGGAGCUCCUCCAGAACCUCAUCCCCCAACCUGCACCCCGGGCCCAGCCUGGCCAGCAGCACCCAGGCCUCUCCCAACCCCAGCCAGUCCUACUAUGGGAGCUUUAUCCAUCUGAAGAAGCACAAGGCAGCGUUGGCAGCAGCCCAGCAAUCCAGAGGUCCUAGCAGCAGCUCCAGUGGUAGUGGUCCCGAGAGCCUGAUUGAGCCAUCUAACAGUAAAGCUCUUCACAUCUCCCCUCCACCUCCCCUUGCCUCGGCCUCAGUCCAGAACCACAGAACCACAGCAAGCCCAGGACCAUAUCAAGCAGGAGCUAGCCCCAGCCCUGGCCCCCUCCCCAAUGGCCAGCCAGCCCAGAUGAACCAGAGCCAGUCUCAACCCAACUACCACAAGCUGAAGAAGGCCUGGCUCACCAGACACUCAGAGGAGGACAGGAACAUAAACACUAUGAUGAAAACAGAGGAGGCUGAUAAGUCUGUUACCACCACUGUGAGCCCCUCUGUGUCCAAGUCUGUUACCACCACUGUGAGCCCCUCUGUGUCCAAGUCUGUUACCACCACUGUGAGCCCCUCUGUGUCCAAGUCUGUUACCACCACUGUGAGCCCCUCUGUGUCCAAGGCUGUUACCACCACUGUGAGCCCCUCUGUGUCCAAGGCUGUUACCACCACUGUGAGCCCCUCUGUGUCCAUGUCUGUUACCACCACUGUGAGCCCCUCUGUGUCGAAGGCUGUUACCACCACUGUGAGCCCCUCUGUGUCGAAGGCUGUUACCACCACUGUGAGCCCCUCUGUGUCGAAGGCUGUUACCACCACUGUGAGCCCCUCUGUGUCCAUGUCUGUUACCACCACUGUGAGCCCCUCUGUGUCGAAGGCUGUUAACACCACUGUGAGCCCCUCUGUGUCGAAGGUUGUUACCACCACUGUGAGCCCCUCUGUGUCCAUGUCUGUUACCACCACUGUGAGCCCCUCUGUGUCAAAGGCUGUUACCACCACUGUGAGCCCCUCUGUGUCGAAGGCUGUUACCACCACUGUGAGCCCCUCUGUGUCUGAGAUGGAGAUGAUCAAGCCUUGCACCGUCACUCUGAUUGCCUCUACCUCCAGUGAUGUGGAGAUGAAGAUAGAAGAGGUCAAAGGUCAGGAGGACAAGAUGGCCGCUGAGGACAGGAAUACGCGGCGUGGGAGCAAGAGGGUGUACGACCACGACUCGGCCUCAGAGAGCGGAGAGGACUCUGACGCCAGCGAGAGCAGCAAGCAGGAGCAGAGGGCGAAGAGGCAGCCCAAACCCACCUACAAGAAGAAACAGAACGACAUGCGCAGGAGGAGAGGAGACGGAGAGAAAGAUGAGGAUGAGCUGAAACCCAACGGGAUCUUUAGGAGCGCCAGGGAGAAGACCAAGCUGAAACUGUCCAGCAACAAUGGUAUCCCCCGCUCUGUGCUGAAGGACUGGAGGAAGGUGAAGAAGCUGAAGCAGACGGGGGAGUCGUUCCUGCAGGAUGACUCGUGCUCCGAGAUUGGACCCAACCUGCAGAAGUGUCGGGAGUGUCGUGUUGUUCGCAGCAAGAAGGGGGAGCAGCCGGCUCAUUCCCCUGUCUUCUGCCGCUUCUACUACUUCCGCCGCCUGUCCUACAGCAAGAAUGGAGUGAUCCGUGUGGACGGCUUCUCCACUCCAGAUCAGUUUGAUGAGGAGGCUCUGUCCCUCUGGGCUCCUGAUGUAUACGAGGAGAAUGAGUUGGACCCAGACUCCUCCAAGUACAUCCUCUCAUAUAUAGGAGACCAGUUCUGUCAGAUGGUCACCACUGAGAACACUGCUGCUACAUGGAUCAAAAAAGAUGCCAAGAUGGCCUGGAAGAGGGCUGUGAGAGGGGUCCGGGAGAUGUGUGACGCGUGUGAAGCCACCUUGUUUAAUAUUCACUGGGUCUGCCACAAAUGUGGCUUCGUGGUUUGUCUGGACUGUUACAAGGCAAAGGAGAGGAAGACCUCCAAAGACAAAGAGCUGUACGCCUGGCUGAAGUGUGUCAAGGGACAGCAGCAUGGUCACAAGUACUUGAUGCCAACACAGAUUAUCCCAGGAACUGUUCUGACAGAGGUGGUGAGCGCCAUGCAUCUGUUCAGGGAGAAGUACAGCAUCAGGUCUCCCUGUGUCUGUACUGGGAAACACAACCCUCUACUCAGCAAGCUGCCUGCUACCAACGGAGUCUCUCAGGUUCUCCAGAACGUGUUAAACCACAGCAACAAGAUCUCUCUAUGUAACGUGAAGACAGAGACUGGGCAGCUGAACCCCAUCCAGGGUAAAGCUGAGACUAACGGAGGCUCCAGCCCUGCCUCGGACACCUCCUCUGACUCCAAACUGACUCCCCCGGAGUCCCAGAGCCCUCUCCACUUCCUGGCUGACCUGACUGAACAGAAGUCACAGGAAGAUAAGAAAGAAAACAAGGAGUCUCCUCUGGGUAAGGUGGGCAAGGAGGAGAAGGUCAGUAGCCUGGAGUCUCUCCACUGUAAAGCGUCUAGCCUGGUGUCUAACAUCACAGAACAGGGCUCUACUCUAAGAGACCUCCUGACGACCACCGCUGGUAAACUACGUCUGGGCUCUACUGAUGCUGGCAUGGCCUUCGCUCCUGUAUACUCCACCGCAGCACAGAUGGGGAAGAGCGGCCGUAGCAUGCCCAACAUCCUGGAUGACAUCAUCGCGUCCGUGGUGGAGAACAAAAUCCCUGCCAGCCGAGGAGCCAAGCUGAGUCUGAAGCUGGAGGCCACCACCACCACUACAGAGGACAGGGAGGUGAAGACGGAGAGGAUCGAGAGGAAGAAGCAGCCUGGGACUGGGACAGGUCCUAACCCUGGGACUGGGACAGGUCCUAACCCUGGGACAGGUCCUAACCCUGGGACUGGUCCUAACCCUGGGACUGGGACAGGUCCUAACCCUGGGACAGGUCCUAACCCUGGGACAGGGACAGGUCCUAACCCUGGGACAGGUCCUAACCCUGGGACAGGUCCUAACCCUGGGACGGGGACAGGUCCUAAGCCUGGGACGGGGACAGAAGAGCUUCCUGAACCCAAGCCUCAGCUAGAGAAGGCCCUGCAGCUCCAUGCUGACAUCCCCCACUGCUGGUUGUAUGAUCGCAGACUGCUCUGGCUGAAAGACCAUCGACACCCUGGCAACUGGAAGCUGUUCAGAGAGUGUUGGAGACAGGGACAGCCUGUCCUGGUGACUGGGCUCCAUAAGCCUCUGAAUGCAGCUCUGUGGAAGGCGGACAGCUUCAACCUGGAGUUUGCUGACCAUCAGGGAGACCUGCUGAACUGUAAAGAUGGACUUGUCUCGAACUCUGGAAUCAAUGAGUUCUGGGACGGCUUCGAGGACCUCACCAAGAGACCCAAGUCUAAAGACGGAGACACCGUGGUGUACAGGCUGAAGGACUGGCCAUCAGGAGAGGAGUUCAUGGCCCUGAUGCCUUCCAGGUAUGAUGACCUGAUGAGGAAUCUGCCCCUGCCUGAGUAUUGUGACCCUGAAGGGAACCUCAACCUGGCCUCUCAUCUGCCCAGCUUCUUCGUACGCCCAGACCUCGGACCACGCCUCUGCUGUGCUUAUGGAGUGGCAGCGUCUCAGGAGCAGGACUUUGGGACAGCCAACCUUCACAGGGAGGUCUCUGACAUCGUCUCUGUCCUGGUGUACGUAGGAGUGGCCAAGGGGAACGGAGUCCUGUCCAAGACGGGAGUGUUGAAGAGACUGGAGGAGGAAGACUUGGACGACAGCGUGAAGAAGAGAUUAAAGGAUUCCAGCGAGACGCCUGGAGCCUUGUGGCACAUCUACAUUAGCAAAGAUGUGGAGAAAAUUAAAGACUUUCUGCACAAGCAGGUUGCUAAGGAGCAGGGGGCGGAGAUUUCAGCAGAGCACGACCCAAUCAGAGAGCCGGGCUGGUACCUGAGCAGGAAGUUGCGUCAGCGUCUGUGGGAGGAGCAUGAUGUGCAGGGCUUGACCGUGGUUCAGUUCCUGGGGGACUCUGUCCUCAUCCCGGCCGGGGCGCUGCACCAGGUACCUCUGGUGCAGAACCUUCACAGUUGUGUCCAGGUGAUAAAUGACUUUGUGUCUCCAGAGCAUGUAUUCCACUCCUUCCACCUGACACAGGAACUGAGAUCCUCCAGAGAAGAGCCCAACUACGAAGAUAAACUACAGGUAAAGAACAUCUUGUUCCACUCUGUGAAGGAUGCAUUGACGUCGCUGAGGAGGUACAGCCAGGAGGAGGAAGAGAACUCCUGACCCGUAGUCCCCCUGGCGCCUGCCUCUGUGGCUCCUCCCUCUCUGGCGCCUGCCUCUGUGGCUCCUCCCUCUGUGGCUCCUCCCUCUCUGUCUCCUCCCUCUCUGGCUCCCCCCUCUCUGGUGCCUCCCUCUCUGGUGCCUCCCUCUCUGGUGCCUCCCUCUCUGGUGCCUCCCUCUCUGGCGCCUCCUUCUCUGAGACAUCUUCCUUCAGCCUGGAACAGAUACAUACACACUGACACUAACCACAACAGCAGAACACACUACAACACACUAAAACUACAUGUUACUGACCAGCAUCACUACACAGCAUCAGGAUACUGACCAUAGCAGCAUCGAUACCACAGCAUCAGGAUACUGACCACAGCAGCAUCGAUACCACAGCAUCAGGAUACUGACCAUAGCAGCAUCACUACCCAGCAUCAGGAUACUGACCCUACCCGCAUCACUACCCAGCAUCAGGAUACUAACCACAGCAGCAUCACCACCCAGCAUCAGGAGAACUGAGUUCAGUAGAAUCAAUCUGGACUGCUGUUCUGGAACCUUCUGUUCUCUGUUUGUUCCUGUUUUCCUUUUGUUUGUUUAGUUCAUUUCUUUCUUUCAAACUGUUGUAUAUUGUUUCUGUGAAAAUUAUGUAUUUAUUUUAUAGGACUUGUAAAUGUUAUGAUGUUCUAGAUGAAAUGUAAAUGUGACUUGUACAGUUUGCUAAAUGAUGACUUGUGAGACGGAUGCCGUUUCCUACAUUGAGACAGUUACUGUGAGAGGAAACAGACUUCAGCUGUCGCCGAGAACUCUGGGAGUCGCUGCUGAAUUCGUCCUCAUGCCAUAUCUUUUAAAAACAAACUGCCAAACUAUUCUAUUGUAUGAAACCGUGUACAGUUGUAUUAUGUAAAAAAAAAGACUACAUGAAUAAUACACUUCAGCAUUUUAUUGAGAAGUAUUCACUGUAAAAUGGAGACAUUUACACACAAAAAAUAAUUUAUUCAAAUUUUGAAGUUUAAACGAAAACAAUUGUGUAAAUAUAUACAUAUUCACUGAUGUAUUUUUUAAAACAUGGCUUGCUUCAAUUUGUAAUUUUAAAAGUGCAAGUGUUAUAUGCUUUGUACAUUGAAGUUCAAAGGGGUUUUACAUUUUCCAUUAAAAUGGAUUCAUCAAAG
This is a messenger RNA of Oncorhynchus mykiss (rainbow trout), 10869 nucleotides long. Lineage: Eukaryota; Metazoa; Chordata; Actinopteri; Salmoniformes; Salmonidae. The record is from RefSeq and is a predicted model, not a curated record.